AAUAUUUCUCACCAUGCCUCCCACGCGCGAAUGCUUCUCGCGACGAGCAUAGCAGAGGCAUGACAACAACAGUCAAGUCUUUGCAAACUUGCCUGUUACAAUGUAACUUGUGAUAUUAGAUUAUAAUGUAACAUGUAACGUGUUUUUCGGUCAACAGCAAAAGUGAAGCAUCGUUGUAAACAUUUUUGUCGAGACAAAUGUAGCUGAAAGUAAAAGUGGUUGGCGCGACGACACUUCAAAACCACAGCGGGGACAGAAAACAACCCGCAUAUGGAACGCAAACAAGGGGAAGUGAUCUCAGCAUGCGUUUAAUUUCCUGUUCUUAAAGAUUAGCACACAUUUUCCCUUCCAAAAAUGUAUAUGGCAAUUUUAUAGUUUUCACUUAAAGGGCGUACUAGAUAGCCAUUUGCUACUCAGCUAGCAAGCUCAUUUUCUGUCAUGUUUUGGGAGUUGUAUCGACACUUCUGGGUGUCUCAAAUUUUCAACGAGCUCGACUAGUAAGCGGGGAGCAUGGACAGCUCUGUGACCCUGUGGCAGUUCUUGCUCCAGCUCCUAUUGGACCCCACCAAUGAUCAGCUGAUCUGCUGGACCAAUGAGGAGGGCGAGUUCAAGCUGCUGCAGGCGGAGGAGGUGGCCAAGCUGUGGGGCGCCAGGAAGAACAAACCCAACAUGAACUACGACAAGCUUAGCAGAGCCCUGAGAUACUACUAUGACAAGAACAUCAUUAAGAAGGUGAACGGGCAGAAGUUUGUGUACCGCUUUGUCUCAUACCCAGACAUUCUGAAAGGGGAUGCCUCUGUUCGGCCCGAUGGGGAGGGGGGUGUAGGGGGUGGCCUGCCCCUCUCAGAGAGGGGGGACAACACAUCCAGAGAUGAUGAGGGUGGGGACAGGAGUGAAGGUGUGACAGCGACACGGGGGUCCAGUACUAAGCCGUCCAACCGUAAUGACUACAUCCACUCUGGUCUGUACACCUCGUUCACCCUCACCUCGCUGCAAAAUGGACGGCAGCUGUUCAAGUCCAUCAAGAUGGAGAACCCCGGAGACAAGAUUGCCGACAGGAAGUCCAAUACCCGGGCCCAAGACCCACCCUCUCAGCCAAUGCCAUCGCCGUCAGUCAUCAAGUUUGGGACCACCCCCCCCAAGAGAAGCCCUCCACCACCUCAGGUUACUAUAGAAACAUCCAAUCCGCCAUUGUACCCUCUCCAAGUCCCGCCUCCCAUAGAUGAUGUAGUGAGGACACACUCCACCCUCCUGCCUCAGGCUGUGUACGCGUUUGAGCAAGCCAAGACCUUGGAAUCCUCGAAUCUUCGAAUCCUGCAUAGUUUCAGCUUAUCAAAGUUGCCCUCUCGGAGUCCCUCCCCCAGCAUGGUGCCGGACUCCACCCAGGAGCUGGUGAUUGACAGUGACAUCGAGUCAAUCUCCUCCCAACCUACAGAGAUUCAGAUACAGGCGGUGCAGAGUUCUGGCCAUGUGUCAAGUGGUGAGGUAUGUGGAGGAAACGGGGACAAGGGAGGGAAUAGGGAGAUGAGUUUGUCUCCGGUGUGUGUGAGUGGCCAUAUCACAGGGGGCAAGGCCCGCAAGCCUCCUAAAGUCCUGGAGCUUUCCACUCCUACACUGGUGGUCACUGCCUCUGACCUUUCACCUAUGAACCUCUACAGCCCCUCACUACCCACCGCCUCUCUCACGCCAGCACUGCUACAGACGCCCACUCUGUUGCUGACCCCCAGUCCACUGCUGUCUAACAUCCACUUCUGGAGCACGCUCAGUCCGGUGGCUCCCCUCAGCCCUGCCACCCGCCGCCAGCAGGGAGCACACACCCUGUUCCAGUUCCCCUCAGUGCUCACCCCUCAUUUCCACAUCCCCACACACAGUCUGGAUGGGACCAACACCCCCGGACCCCUCACUCCAGACUCCCAUAAGACAUAAGUGACCUUACCCUUGGAACCUGUGGAGCCCCCAGACGCAGAGGCCCUACUUCUGCUCUACCCGCACACUCCCAAACAGACACAGGAGACAUGGGGGUUGAUGAUUUGGAUAAAUGAGGACCAUCCACUGCCAGGAGGGACUGAGACGGUUAGAGGUUUCCAACACGCACACAUCUUGAUUCCUUGAACACUUCCUGUUCUUUUAACUUGCCAUCUUCAGGUCUCCAUUGACACCUCUUCUAAAGAAGUAUUUUUAGGAAUUGCCAUGGUAACCGGUGCUGCAAAGACUAGUGAUUUGAUGCUGACCAGUCAGAAAUGUGCAUCACUUUACCUGAACAGCCAAUUGUGUCUCCGCUCUGAGACCAAAGGGAUUACAGACCUUUUUCUUUCUAUUUGAGCCUUCAUAGUUUCCUUCUAUUCUUUUUGUGGAACUUCACACUUUCACAACAAACUGUUUGAUGGUGUGUUGUCAAUUCCCAACUCAGUUUUUAGAUGUUUUUUAAUGGAUAAUUUCCCAGUUAUUAGUUAUGUUUUUAACGUGUUUUAACCAGCUAACCAUAAUGUUUCUCCUCACCGGCUCUCUUAGAUGGAAAAUGCUUGCCAACACCAACUCUACUUUUCCCUUAACUGUCAAUCCCCUCAUCUACAUGCCAGUAUAUACAGUUGAAGUCAGAAGUUUACAUGCCUUAGCCAAACACAUUUGAACUAAGUUUCACAAUUCCUGACAUUUAAUCCUAGCUAAAAUUCGGUCUUAGGUCAGUUAGGAUCACCACUUUAUUGUAAGAAUGUGAAAUGUCAGAAUAAGAGAUUUAUUUCUGCUUUUUAUUUCUUUCAUCAUAUUCCCAGUGGGUCAGAAGUUUACAUACACCCAAUUAGUAUUUGGUAGCAUUGCCUUUAAAUUGUUUAACUUGGGUCAAACGUUUCGGGUAGCCUUCCACAAGCUUCCCACAAUAAGUUGGGUGAAUUUUGGCCCAUUCCUCCUGACAGAGCUGGUGUAACUGAGUCAGGUUUGUAGGCCUCCUUGCUCAUACACGCUUUUUCAGUUCUGCCCUCAAUUUUUCUGUGGGAUUGAGGUCAGGGUUUUGAUGGCCACUCAAAUACCUUGACUUUGUCCUUAAGCCAUUUUGCCACAACUUUGGAAGUAUGCUUGGGGUCUUUGUCCAUCUGGAAGACCCAUUUGCGACCAAGCUUUAACUUCCUGAGAUGUUGCUUCAAUUUAUCCACAUAAUUUUCGUGCCAUCUAUUUUGUGAAGUGCACCAGUCCCUCCUGCAAUAAAGCACCCCCACAACAUGAUGCUGCCACACCCGUGCUUCACGGUUGGGAUGGUGUUCUUUGGCUAGCAAGCCUCUCCCUUUUUCCUCCAAACAUAACGAUGGUCAUUAUGGUCAAACAGUUCUAUUUUUGUUUCAUCAGACCAGAAUACAUUCCUCCAAAAAGUACGAUCUUUGUCCCCAUGUGCAGUUGCAAACCGUAGCCUGGCUUUUUUAUGCUGGUUUUGGAGCAGAGGCUUCUUCUUUGCUGAGCGGCCUUUCAGGUUAUGUCGAUAUAGGACUCGUUUUACUGUGGAUAUAGAUACCUUUGUAGCUGUUUAUUCCAGCAUCUUCACAAGGUCCUUUGCUGCUGUUCUGGGAUUUGCACUUUUCGCACCAAAGUACAUUCAUCUCUAGGAGACAGAACGCGUCUCCAUCCUGAACGGUAUGACGGCUGCGUGGUCCCAUGGUGUUUAUACUUGUGUACUUUUGUUUGUACAGAUGAAUGUGGUACCUUCAGGCGUUUGGAAAUUGCUCCCAAGGAUGAACCAGACUUGUGGAGGUCUACAAUUUGAGGUCUUUGCUGAUUUCUUUAGAUUUUCCCAAGAUGUCAAGCAAAGAGUCACUGAGUUUGAAGGUAGGCCUUGAAAUACAUCCAAUUGACUCAAAUUAUCUCAAUUAGCCUAUCAGAAUCUUCUAAAGCCAUGACAUCAUUUUCUGGAAUUUUCCAAGCUGUUUCGAGGCACAGUCAACUUAGUGUAUGUAAUCCUCUGACCCACUGGAAUUGUGAUAGAUUAUUUCACUUAUAAGUCACUGUCUGUAAACAAUUGCUGGAAAAAUGACUUGUCCUAACCGACUUGCCAAAACUAUAGUUUGUUAACAAGAAAUUUGUGGAGUGGUUGAAAAACGAGUUAAUGACUCCAACCUGUAUGUAAACUUCCGACUUCAACUGUAUGAAGCAGUGCGAGGCCUGCCAGUAUAUAUAAAGCAGUGCGAGGCCUGCCAGUAUAUAUAAAGCAGUGCGAGGCCUGCCAGUAUAUAUAAAGCAGUGCGAGGCCUGCCAGUAUAUAUAAAGCAGUGCGAGGCCUGCCAGUAUAUAUAAAGCAGUGCGAGGCCUGCCAGUAUAUAUAAAGCAGUGCGAGGCCUGCCAGUAUAUAUAAAGCAGUGCGAGGCCUGCCAGUAUAUAUAAAGCAGUGCGAGGCCUGCCAGUAUAUAUAAAGCAGUGCGAGGCCUGCCAGUAUAUAUAAAGCAGUGCGAGGCCUGCCAGUAUAUAUAAAGCAGUGCGAGGCCUGCCAGUAUAUAUAAAGCAGUGUGAGGCCUGCCAGUAUAAGUGAAGCAGUGUGAGGCCUGCCAGUAUAUAUAAAGCAGUGUGAGGCCUGCCAGUAUAAGUGAAGCAGUGUGAGGCCUGCCAGUAUAUAUAAAGCAGUGUGAGGCCUGCCAGUAUAAGUGAAGCAGUGUGAGGCCUGCCAGUAUAUAUAAAGCAGUGUGAGGCCUGCCAGUAUAAGUGAAGCAGCGUGAGGUCGUGACUCUGCUCUCUGCGGUGUGUAAUGGUCUUUUGCCAUCACAAAAUGUGUUAUUUAAUGAAGUCCUUACUGUAAUUCUCUCACUUAGACCAGUAUACAGGCAGCCAAAUCAGAACAGAGCCAAACCACUUCAGUCUCUCCCAGAGAAAAACACGCAUAUUUAUGGGACUUAUGCAUGUGUGAUGCUUGGAAGAUAUUGAAUUUAUGUAUGCAAAAAGGCCCUAUGCCUGUAGGUCAAUUUAUGAGAAGCCAUAACCCUUACUGUAACCCCAACCUAAAACCUAGCCUUAACCACAUUCCUAACUUAUAAACAACCCUGCCGCCUCAGAUAGUUGGACAGAUUAAUAUCACAUCCUUUGCCAAAUAACUACUAACCUUGUGGAGAUUGAGCAAAUAAGGAUCCUCGCCAUAAACUAACCCUAAGGCUGUGCAUUUCUGUUGUGAAGCUAUAAGGAAAACAUGAAAUGUGUGAAGGGAAAUCACAUCGGGAGAAUUGAAUUGUUGGAUGGCAGAGGAGUUUGUCACUGACCUGUAAGGUUGCUCCAUAAGAAUCAGCCAUGAUAACGUGGUGCCUUAAACCUCUAAAGCCAAACCUGAGGAGUGAGGGAACAGCCAUCCCCUCCCCUGUCCACUCUCUACCCUCCUCCCCACUGCCCUGGUCUCCCUGGGCGCAAACUUCAACAGAGCACUACAACAGUAUUUGGUGAAGUACUAGAAUACAGAGUGUAAGUAUUCUAGAUUUCUACCAGUCCUUUACUUGUCUAAUGUCUGCUCUCCUAUGUACAGUAUGUUUCCUCUCCCAUUGAACUAACAGGUGGGGGUGAAACAGCCAUUCCCAUGACAUGGCCAGUGAAUAGCCUGGUUGGUGUCGGUCUGUUUCUGCUUUGCCAACAUGUCACCUUGCCAAGACUUUGGGAAGGGCACUGAUGUGGCAUGGUUGAAGGCAUAACCAGUCUGGUACCCAGGCUACUGGGAGAAAACCCACACAGAGGGCGUUCAAAGUAUGACACAAAGCAAUAUGGUUUGUGACUUAACACAUUUUCUUUGUAUGAUUCAUGUUUUAGAACAGGUUUGUAUAGUUAUUUUGAUUUUAAUGACAGUUGCCUUAAAGAUGGAAUCUGUGCCCCUGGCCACACCACCAUUGUUGUUGUUGUUAUUAUUCUGGCCGAGCUGAGAAAAAAAAUGCAGGACAUAGGUCUUCUAUCGUGCGUACAGUGAUGUCCGAGGGGGGGAAAAACUGUUUGCAGUAACUUCUUUGUUCUAAUAUCGCAAACGGACGUGGCUGUUUCACAAUUAAGGAUUCCAGCUUUAAGUAUGGAAUAUCGUCACCCACAUUUGCAAGUCCUGUGAAUCAGGAAAAUGAAUGAGGUUUUAAUGUACCAGAAUCCUGUUUAGAGUGAUUCUGCUAAGCUUGAUUUUGCACAACAAAGACAUUUUCAGCACACAAUCAAAGCUCCCUUUCCCUCUGUAUCUGACAAGUAAAUAAGACAAUCAAAUAACAAAAGUGUGUAUUUACUUCAGCUGAAUUCCAUUUACCCCCCCCCCGACUGAAUUGUAAUGUGUUUUUGUAAUAUGGCCAGAUGCUAGGCUCAAUGCUGUUCUGUAGUCUGUUUUUAACGCUGAUGUCUUGUUUGAUUUAGUUUUUUCCGUGGGUUUUCUUUACUCAGUGUUGGGAAGGGAUGAUGACAUUGACUAUUUUCAAAUCAAAGCCUUACAGAGGGAAACUUAAAUCCGUCUUUGUUAAGUAUUUUGAUAUUGUUAAAGGCCCAGUGCAGUCAGACUUGAUUUCAUGUGUUUUUUAUCCAUCCAUCUACAGAGGUUGGAAGAAUAAUGAAAUUGUGAAAAUGAUAAUGUGAAAAUGAUAAUGCCCUUGCUGUUUAAGAGCUGUUUGAAAAGACUGCCUGAAAUUUAAGCCCGUUUUGGUGGGAUGGAGUUUUGGCCUUCUAUGGUGACACCAUGCGGUAAAUUAGUUAAUAGACCAAUAAGAAACAAUUCCAAACCUAACUCCUUUUCAGUUUUCCCCUCCCCACUCAGACCACUCCCUGACAGUCCUAGCAAAAUUAUUGAUUGAGAUAUUGCUAUUUUUGUUGCUUUUUGACACAUUUUAUUAAACAAUCAGUAAGGUAAUUGUUGCCCAUAAAAUAUUUGAUGUUGAGAAACUGAUGCAUUGGACUUUAAUAUUGUGUGUGUGUAUGUGUGUGUCAACAUUGUCACUUAGAACAAUAGGGUACCUGUCGUAUUGGAUUUGUCCUUUGUUUUAAAUAACUUUUUUUCCUGUGUUUGAAAAAUCUAUAUUAACCCUAAUUAUAGUUGUAAAUGAAUUCUGUACAUUUCUUUUCCCAAAUCAACAGUAAAACUAUGCACAAAAUACUUUAAUAUUGCAAAUCUAAAGAUUACAUUUAAAAUGUUUAUUCUAAGGAAGUGUGUCUUUAAAGGGGCAAUCAGCAGUUGCUACAUCCAUUUGACCUACGAAUAUGUACCUAUUGAUUCUUGAAGAAUAUAACUUAAUGGUUCAUGAGCUUAGUUCAAAUCUCCUGGCCAACAGAACCCAGAAUAAGCUUGUUUUACUCGUGUUUGAAAAAAAAAGUUAAUGUAAACAAACACUAUAUAGCCUCAAAACAUGUUUAAAACUAUAGUUUUGAUAUAGUCCUUGCAUCCAUCUGAAUGAGUGCUUACAUUUCUCCAGCCCCAUCCUCAGCUUUUUACCGAAACGAGGGUGAGUCACCGCUUUAUCAUUUCAACUGCUGAUUGCUUCAUUUAAAAUCCUAAUGCCUCUUAAAGUGGCAGAGUCCCUUUAGUUAAGCCCUAUUACAAAUGUGUAUUUUCUAAAGAGUUAGAUUUGUUAACUUGAUACAGUAGUCAGAGUUCUAUAAUAUGACCAGUUUUGAUAAAGACAACCUCUGAAUAGGCAGCCAUAUUGUAGAUGAAGGUAGGUGUGAUCAUUCUGAUUCAGGUUUCAUUCAUUAGACCCUAUUCAACCCAGCAUUACACCUAGUGGAUAUUUCUG
Oncorhynchus kisutch (coho salmon) is the source of this 7706-nucleotide messenger RNA. RefSeq names its product ETS domain-containing protein Elk-4-like. The transcript has 6 exons. Gene Ontology annotation, cellular component: nucleus. Gene Ontology annotation, molecular function: sequence-specific DNA binding; DNA-binding transcription factor activity, RNA polymerase II-specific. The record is from RefSeq and is a predicted model, not a curated record. Lineage: Eukaryota; Metazoa; Chordata; Actinopteri; Salmoniformes; Salmonidae. The coding region runs from base 511 to 1926 and encodes 471 amino acids. Gene Ontology annotation, biological process: cell differentiation; regulation of transcription by RNA polymerase II.